GUCUCUGAGAAAAAACCUCGAAUCUCCAAAUUCAGAGCAAAACUGAGAAAAAAUUUAUCACAGAACCUCUCUCAGCAUAGCCCAAAUGAACUAGGUUGAAAAUGCCUUUAAAAAAACCAAACCAAACCAGUUACAACACCAGUUAAAACUUCCCCUUGCUGGCAAGUGUGCGAGUCAGCUGGAGCUCUCCGCUUUCAGAGAAGCUGCUGCUGUAGCUUUCUAACAAGAGGAGCUGCACGUUUCUCCUCCGUCUUCACCAGUGGUUUUGAGAACAAGCAGAACCUCUUAACAUAUAAAUGAACAGCUAAAACUCUUUACAAAUGAUGGCUGCCACUUCAGCUGAUUUACCAACCACUGUUCCACACAAGGAAGAACUCUGGAGUAACCAAACCAACCUGACCAUAAAUGCCUCAGAAAGCCACAGUAAUGGCAGCUGCUCCUUGGAAGACAACAACUCACUGUCACUUGCUUUGAUCUUCUUUUACUCCAUUAUUUUUGUCGUUGGAUUGGUUGGGAAUAUUGUAGCCCUGUUUGCUUUCCUGCGGAUUCACCAGAAAAGGAAUUCUAUCCAAGUCUACUUGCUAAACGUAGCGGUUGCAGACCUUCUGCUGAUCUUCUGCCUCCCCUUCCGGAUCCUCUACCAUGCCACCAACCGCUGGAUGUUCGGGCGGAUUUUCUGCAAGGUUGUGGGAACUCUGUUUUACAUGAACAUGUACAUUAGCAUAGUACUGCUGGGACUCAUUAGUCUGGAUCGUUACAUAAAAAUAAAUAAGUCUGUGAAGCGCCCAAAGAUGUUAACCACUGCCCGCAGUGUGCAGAUCUGUUGCACGGUGUGGGCGAUUGCACUGACAGGAUUUAUAGUGGUGGUUGCACCGUCUUUCUUUAAGACAAAGGACAGCAACUUUACCAAGUGCUUUCAUUACAGAAGCAAACAGAAUGCAGAGAAGACUGAAGCAAUUUUAAAUUAUAUCAUUGUAGUGAUUUUUUGGGUAGUUUUUUUCCUUUUGAUACUUUCGUAUGUAAAAAUUGCCAAGAACCUUCUGAAAAUUUCGAGGAGAAGGGCAAAUUUUCCCAAUGCAGGAAAAUACACCAAGACAGCAAGAAAUUCCUUCAUUGUUCUCAUAAUUUUCACCAUCUGUUUCGUGCCUUAUCACAUAUUCCGGUUUGUGUACAUCACAUCGCAGUUACAAACCCCAUCCUGCCACUGGACAAAGAUCAUUCACGUGUGCAAUGAGGUGAUGCUCGUAUUUUCAUCGUUUAACAGCUGCCUAGACCCAGUUAUGUAUUUCCUAAUGUCCAGAAGUGUCCGUAAGACUGUAUUGCAACUGAUAUGCACAAAACUUCAUGGAGAGUCGAGUCUAAACCUGGAGAGCACUUCAGACAUAAAACUUGGCCAAUACGCUCAGGAGCGAUUAUCCACCACCACUCCUCACUCCAGCUACUCGAGGAAGAAAUCUGUGAUUUGAACAUUUACAUCAAUCUCUGGCACUCCAGGUCACCGAUUUCAGAUCACAAAAUCAUCUACUCCACAGCUACUAAUUCUGCCUCUUUCCUCCUGUUAAGAAAAAUGGGAAGUCUUACUUCUGUUUGUGAAAAUGAGAAGUAACUUUUCAGAAGAAUUUUUUCGCUCUUGUUUAUCCACGAAAGCAAAUUAGAAGUUCUCAGACAAAUUGUGUUGGACUAAACUAGAACACUAACUCUUUAGGGAGAUUUCCAAGUAGGGGUUUGAAUCUGUAAAAGUAAACUUGUAUAUACACAUUAAUAUUAGUAACUUGUGGAUGUAAAUAAUAGAUGGAUUUUGCAAAAAGUAAAUUUUGUUCUGUUUGAAAGAUCUAAAUACAGAUUUUAUGUAUUUUAUGGUUUUUUCUGUUGUAAUAGUUUUCCAAGAGAUCAGUAUUUUAACUACAUUUAAAACUGUAUUUUUAAAGAAAAUAUUUGAGAAUUUAGCAACGUGCAUCUUAAAAAUGAAGUGAAUACAACAGCUAUUAAUUCAGUUUUAAGUACAGAAGACACUCUUAGUUUUAUUAAGCAGCAAAAUUAAAAUAUUUGAUCCUACUAAGACUCUUGUAUUUCCAACAUUUUAAUGAGCGUCAAGGUCAAACACCUGAGGAAAAGCAAGCAAUGCUUUCAGAAAAUUUGAAAUAAAUGAAGGAGAGAUGACAUGGGUAUUUCCCAAGAUUUCCUUCAAUAUGAGAAAUUUGAUGACUGCACAAAGUAGUUCAAUAAGGAACAUAAACUUGCAGAAUAGAGCAAAAAGAUCAGCCAGGCUCAGCUACUGGUCCACUCCUAGAUUUCCAAAGCCACACAUUCCAGAUGCAUGCUUCCUCCCUGGAAGGAGACUUUUCUUCCCAUGUGAUUAAAAUAAUCUUGAUAAUUGCUGAUGCCAUGUGAUCAGCAAUGUAAUACCAAUGUUCCAUAGCUACAGCUAAGCUAUAUUUUCAGAUUAAAACUAAACAGCUUUAUGUAUUUAGGCACAAACAAAUUUCAAACUGAAAUAUUUCCCAAAAACCAGAGAGCUAAAGGUGGGGAUGUCUGGCACAAAGAUGACUAAAGCAACAUAACCAGGAACAACUUAAAUGUCUGGCAUAACAGACCAGAAAGGUGAAACAAAUAGAGGUCAGAUAUCAAGCCCUGUAAAACAAGGAUUUAUUAUCUUGACACGUACAAACAGUACUGCUCAAGUAAGCAGGUGUAAAGAAGUUGGUUUUAAUAUGACUACCAGUAACUUCUCUAAUGGAUCAUGUGACUCUUAAUGACAAAUCUGUGCCAAAAUGUGUGAAUUAUUACUAAUUCCAUACAACAUUCUGAUUUUACAGAAGAUACUCAUAAUACUCUGAACAAAGUAAACAUAAGGCUUCACCUCUGCUAGAUAUAAACUUGGUUUAAUUUUGAUGUGAUUUUACAUCAUUCAGAUUUGAUGGAACUGGAUAUAAACACAUUAAACAAAUUACAAUGACUAGCCAGUCUAUUUUGUUUUAGUUUUCUUUUUAAAAUAAAAAAUAGGAGGUUUCUUAAUCUUCAAAAGAAUGAUUCAAACAAACAUGUAAUUUCAUAAAGAUAUGACAGUAACUGCCUUUUUUCUUACAUAUUUCAGCAUACAAUGCAGGUGUUUGUACAAUUAUUUCUGACUGAUUCUCACAGUAAUUGCAUUUCAUGAUCUUUUAUCUAUUAUUUUGUCAUCCUAUUAUAUUAAUGCUUCUCUUGGUUUUGUAUUUGUACAGUGCAAUUUUAUUAUGCAAUACUGUAGUUUGACAUAGUCACAUCAAUUUUGGUACAUCUAGUAGAGUUUAUAAACCAUAAUUUCACAAGA
Oenanthe melanoleuca is the source of this 3310-nucleotide messenger RNA. RefSeq names its product G protein-coupled receptor 34 (gene GPR34). Gene Ontology annotation, molecular function: G protein-coupled purinergic nucleotide receptor activity. Gene Ontology annotation, cellular component: membrane. The record is from RefSeq and is a predicted model, not a curated record. Bases 321 to 1466 code for a protein of 381 amino acids. NCBI's taxonomy places the organism in Eukaryota, Metazoa, Chordata, Aves, Passeriformes, Muscicapidae. Gene Ontology annotation, biological process: G protein-coupled receptor signaling pathway. The transcript is spliced from 2 exons.